ACAGCUCCGGUUACCCUGUCCUGCCUUUACUUUGUGGUGUCCCAGGCCUUAAAAACAAAAAUAGGCAGUUAGAUUUUGGGACAACUCCACCCUCUAUAUUUUCAAUUUUCUAUGAACUCUAUCUAUGGAUUGUGAACGGAUGACUUUUUAACCCAUAUGGAAUUUUUGGUCAAUUUUUAAUUACUCCUUUUUAACUAGUUAAUUAAUUAACCAAGUCUCAUUUUUUAGCCUAUUUAUUGCACUGCACUUUACUGGUGGAACUUAAUUGCAAUAUUAAUUUGCUAAUGCUAUUUGAAUAAUUGCCCCUUACUAAUUAAUUAAUGAAUGAAUUUAUUGAUUAAGGGGUGGUAUUUGAAUCUAUUGGUGGGUUAAUAUACCCUUUUGAUUUAGCAGUAAUCAAUUAUUUUUUAUCAUCAGUCUUUGUGGCUGAUUGAUUUCACACUAUUUAUUUGCACUAGCACUUUCCUGUUCACUAACUCAUGGCAGUGGGUCACUUGUAUGUAUCCCUGCCCCCGCAGGAUUGGACAGAAAAACUAAUUAGCAUAGCAAUUAAAAGCUCCCUCCUCCCCUUUCACCUUCAGUUCUUUUUCUGUCCCGCGUCAAGGAUUCAGGCUCACCCCAUAGAUUGUUCCAACCAGGUCUCAAGCUCUCUCUCCUUGGUUGAAGCCCUGGGACUAGCGCUGAUUCUAACCGCUGCCCAGGGGCCCCUCCUGCUGUCAGGUGCGACCAGGGGCUAUGGCAGUAUUGGAAAUUAUUUUCUGCCGAGCGCCAUAGCUAUUGGAGAAGGCGCAAGCUAUACAGGACGUGUUGCCAUGGUGAUGCGCAUACAACGUGAUGACGUCAGACGCAUGAGGAAUUUUUUUCAGACCGGCAAACUUGUAGCGUUCCUGUUACAAUCUGAGGCCAUCCGCGCAGUAACUUGCAAUCUGUGUGUUUCCUGGCAUUCUGGGGAUCAGGAAGUUGAAAGAGCAACUAGGAAGUCUAAGAUCUGCAGAUCUUGUGAUAAUCCUGCAUUGCAGGGAAGAAGACUCUGUCAGGAAAGUAUUUCGCUUGCCUCAGGAAAUAUGACUAAUCAAUUUGAAGAAUUUAUGAAUAAGAUGUCCCAAUCAGUGUCUAAUUCUAUUGAGGUAGCUUUAUCUAGAGCUACUGAUAAGCUUUUAAAAAAGCCAAGGGUUCAGGAGGAAGCUGGCAUCUCAUCAGCGGAUUCUGAUUUGGAUCAGACGGUGCAAAUUUCAGAAGGUGAAUUAGAUGAGACUGAGGAAGAGGAUGAGUCUUCCAGCCAAUCAAACUUUGAUUUGGAAAUUGUGUCACCUCUUUUAGAAGCCAUGUUAAAAGCUUUGGAGCUGGAUGAUCCACAAGAGGAUACCUCCAAGAGGGAUAGACUGGCUAGCCGUUCUUACAAGAAGCAACCAUACUUCCCUAUGCAUAAUAUAUUUAAAUCGGAAUUAGAAAAAGAGUGGAAGACACCAGAUAAAAUUUUUUUAUCUCCAAACGAUUUAAUAAAAUGUAUCCUUUUCAGGAAGAGGUUAUUAAUAAGUGGGUCACACCUCCUAAGGUGGAUGCUCCUAUAACAAGAAUCGCUCGCAGAACUACGCUACCGGUGGAUGAUGGCGUGUCAUUCCGUGACGUAAUGGAGAAACGGCAGGAGAGCACAUUGAGGAAAGCCUAUUUAGUAGCUGGUGCAGCAUGUAGGCCGGCCAUUGCUAAUAUUUGCCUUGCAAAAGCGUCAAGGAUCUGGUUGAAGAAUAUUGAAGAUGCUUUGUCUCAAAACGUCAGUAGAUCCAGGAUUAAGGAUGCGCUUACUGAGAUAAAGUGGGCUUCAGACUUUAUCAUGGAAGCAGCAACUGAAAACCUAAGGUUGGCAGCAAAAUCAAUGGCACUCUCUGUUUCAACUAGAAGGGCCUUAUGGCUGCGUCAAUGGCAGGCGGAUGCUGCUUCAAAGCACAAUCUUUGUGGGCUGCCAUUUGAAGGUGAAUUAUUGUUCGGUUCCAGUUUGGAGAAAAUUAUUUCUAAGGUGACAGCAGGUAAGAGUCCCUUUUUACCACAAGAUAGAAGGGGUAAAAGAAACCCAUUUCAGAAUACAAGGAUCGAGAGAACUAAUUAUAAAGAGGCUAGGUUUUACAGACCUGGCAGACCCUACGCAAACUAUCAGGCUUGGAGAUCGGGGCAAUCGAAUCUUUUUCGUGGGUCCAAGAGGCAGACCAGAUUUGGCAGAGGAAGGUAUGCAUGACGCCAGAAGUCUAUCCCAAGAUCCAGUAGGAGGAAGACUUGGGAAAUUUUACAAGGAAUGGGAGACAACCAUCCGAGACAGAUGGGUACUUCAGAUAAUUUCUGUAGGUUACAAAUUGGAAUUCAAACGCAGACAUUUGAAAAGUUUAUUUUUGCAAUCCAGGAUUCCGGGAGAGCCGAGAGCAAGACAAGCUCUUUCAAAGAUCCUGAAGGAUUUAUGGAAACAAGAGGUAAUAAGACCAGUCCCAAAAUCCCAAAGAGGGUUAGGAGUUUAUUCCCCCUUGUUUUUAAUAAAGAAAAAAACAGGAGAAUACAGAGCAAUUUUAGAUCUAAGGGUGCUAAACAGGUCUCUACGAGUCAGAAGGUUCAAGAUGGAAUCUUUGAGAAGUGUUUUGCAGGAAAUAGAUCAGGGAGAUUGGUUGAUCUCCAUCGACAUAAAGGACGCCUAUCUGCAUAUUCCUGUGGCCAGUUCCCAUCAAAAGUUUCUUCGGUUUGUUGUUCUCGGAAAGCAUUUCCAGUAUCAAGCCAUACCGUUUGGUCUAGCCACCUCACCGAGAACAUUUACAAAGGUCCUAAUCACUCUGAUAGCAGUUCUAAGGGAAAGAGGCAUACAGGUGUAUGCGUAUUUAGACGAUAUCCUGAUCAAAUCCAGAGAGCAUCAAUUGUUAAUUCACCAAAGAAAUUACGUUCUAAACUUCCUGCAACGCCACGGAUGGAAAGUAAACUUCAGCAAGUCGCAUUUAACACCAGUGCAGCAUCUUCAGUAUUUGGGAGUGCUAAUAGACUCCAUCCAGAUGAAAGUUUUUCUGACAAAGAAGAGGGCACAAGAUGUCAGAAAAUCAGUACAGGUACUCAGACGGAAAGAAGUCUGUUCGGCGAAGGAGUGCCUCAGUGUAAUAGGCAAGUGCAUAGCAGCAGCCGAGGCCGUGGAAUGGGCGAAUUUUCAUCGUCGCCAAUUACAAUGGGAUUUUCUGAAGCAGUGGUCCAGAGAUCCAUACAACAUGAAGCAGAAGAUUUUUCUGAAGUGGAAGACCAAGGAGAGUUUGAGGUGGUGGUGCCUCUCAGCCAAUCUUCAGAAGGGGAAGCACAUCCUAUCACCACAAUGGCAGACUCUUACUACCGAUGCCAGCAAUCUAGGCUGGGGCGCAGUUAUCAACAAUCAGCCGCUCCAGGGCUGGUGGUCAGAGGAGAUGAGGCAAUGGUCUUCGAAUCAGAAGGAAUUACAAGCAGUUUGGGAAGCUCUUCAAGGCUAUCAACAGAAAAUAAGAGGGUUGUCGGUGAAUUUUCAUUCAGACAAUACCACAGUGGUGAGUUCUGAAGAGGUCUGCAGAGCAGCAGUUUGGUCGUCAAUGCAGACAUUCAUUAGACAUUACCAGUUGGAUGUAAUGUCAGCUACAGAAGCUAAUUUUGGUCGUUCUGUGUUGCAAACAGUUUCUUUUCUUUAAUAAAUAUAUUAUUUCAGCA
Molecule: messenger RNA, 3693 nt
Organism: Xenopus laevis (African clawed frog)
Lineage: Eukaryota; Metazoa; Chordata; Amphibia; Anura; Pipidae
Exons: 2
Coding region: 480-1571 (363 amino acids)
Source: RefSeq, a predicted model, not a curated record